CGCGCUAGCUCCGCCCGUGUGUCUCCAGUCAGCCCUCAUUCAAAACAGAACACAGCUGUUGCGAGGCGCAGCGUCGUGUCCUGCACGUUAGCCCACAAACUGUUAGCUGUCUGCUGCUGCUGUGUUCUGAUAUACCCACUGGAAUAUCAGAAGAAGAAAACGGCGCACUUCGACAGCAGCAGGAUCCUGCCUCAGAGAAAGACGGGACUCGAUAGACCGAGACGGCAAUACAGAACAACAGGCUAACCUCACCUGUAACACCAUGCACAUCUGACACACAACUCAGGGCCGGGCGGGCUUUGCUGCAGCUGAGGAUGAUGAAUGGUCUGGUGCGCUAGAGCUAGAUGGUGUGCGAAUGAUGGACCUCCCUAAUGGCCAAUCAAGCAUCACCACCACCGCUGCAACGGUCUCUGAGAAGAGCAGCAGCUCCGAGUCUCUCAGCGAUAAGGGUUCUUCGGACCUGAAGAAGAGUUUUGAUGCUGUUGUGUUCGAUGUGCUGAAGGUCACUCCCGAAGAAUAUGCAGGCCAGAUUACGCUCAUGGAUGCUCCUGUGUUCAAAGCCAUCCAGCCAGAGGAGCUGUCGAGCUGCGGCUGGAACAAGAAGGAGAAGCACAGCUCUGCUCCAAAUGUUGUGGCCUUCACUCGCAGGUUCAACCAGACGAGUUUCUGGGUGGUACGAGAGAUCCUCCAUGCGCAGACGUUGAAGAUCCGAGCUGAGGUGCUGAGUCUGUACAUUCGCACUGCCAAGAAACUAUGUGACAUGAACAACCUCCAUGCGGUCAUGGCUGUCGUGUCAGCGUUACAAAGUGCCCCCAUCUUCAGGCUUACCAAAACAUGGGCGUUACUGAGUCGGAAGGACAAGGCAACGUUUGAUCGCCUCGACUACCUGAUGUCCAAAGAAGACAACUAUAAACGUCUGAGAGACUUCAUAAGCAGCCAGAGCAUGGUCUCCUGUAUACCAUACCUAGGGAUGUACCUGUCCGAUCUGACAUAUAUAGACUCAGCCUACCCCUCCACGGGCAGCAUACUGGAGAACGAACAGAGAUCAAACCUGAUGAACAAUAUUCUCAGAAUCAUAUCGGACCUGCAAAGAUCCUGUACCUACGAUGUAACAGUGUUGCUUCAUGUACAGAAGUAUCUGAACUCCGUCAGGUACAUCGAGGAGCUGCAGAAGUUUGUGGAGGACGACAAUUACAAGUUGUCACAGAAGAUUGAGCCAGGCACCAGCACACCACGAGCAAACGCCUCCAAAGAGGAUAUUGUCGGCCAGGAAGCGUCAGCAUCUCCUCUCUGCGGCCGUAAAUGUACGGUAGCAGCUGAAGGAACCAAAGUCCCGGCCACACCGCCCUCCCCCAGGAACCUGCUGCCCUACGGACACAGGAAGUGCCACAGCCUGGGCUACAAUUUCAUCCACAAGAUGAAUACUGUAGAGUUUAAAAGCGCUACGUUCCCCAAUGCUGGUUCUCGCCACCUGUUGGACGAUAGUGUGAUGGAGAGCCACAGUCCCACCAGGGGGCAAGCAGAGAGCUCAACUCUGUCCAGUGGUAUUUCACUUGGUAGCAGCGAGGGCUCUGAGCUCAGUGAAGAGGUGUCCUGGCCAGCUUUUGAGAGGACUCGGUUCUAUCACUCUCUGGGCCCAGUCACCCGUGUGGCCCGCAUCCCCUACAGAGGAGUCCUGAGGCCCAGCAGCUCAGCGGAGUCGGAGGAGCUCGCAGUUCACUUGUACCCUGGAGCAGUCACAGUGCAGGGGGUGUUGAGACGGAAGACUGUGCUCAAGGAGGGCAAGAAACCAACAGUGGCGUCGUGGACCAAAUACUGGGUCGCUCUGUGCGGAACCCAGCUCUACUACUACACCGCCAAGUCCCUGAAGGCCACUGAGAGAAAACAUUUCAAGUCGACGUCCAGUAAGAGCGUGUGUGUAGUGGGUCUCAUGGCCAUGAUGGCUGACGAUCCCGAGCAUCCUGAUGUCUUCUUGCUGACGGACUCCGAGCAAGGUAACACCUACAAGUACCAAGCAGGGAACAGAAUGAACGCAUUGCUCUGGUUCAAACAUCUGAGCGCUGCCUGCCAGAGCAAUAGGCAACAGGUGCCAGCCAAUCUGAUGUCAUUCGAGUGACCGAUGCUGAGGAGUGUAACUGAGCAAAGGGAGAGAGGGAUGAGAAAACGGACGAGGAGGAUGAGGAGGAGUAUCGAUGACUCCGUAGUGGGAGCUUUCACUGCCAUGAGCCCUGACCGCCGAUUCUCCGAUUCUAACCCCGGCCUCACUGCAGCCUCACCUACCGCCACUGCCUUAACCAGUACUGUGUGUGUGUGUGUGUGCGUGUGUGUGCGUGUGUGUGUGCGUGUGUGUGUGUGCGUGUGUGUGCG
Sander lucioperca (pikeperch) is the source of this 2367-nucleotide messenger RNA. RefSeq names its product Ral GEF with PH domain and SH3 binding motif 2 (gene ralgps2). The record is from RefSeq and is a predicted model, not a curated record. NCBI's taxonomy places the organism in Eukaryota, Metazoa, Chordata, Actinopteri, Perciformes, Percidae. The transcript has 21 exons. Gene Ontology annotation, molecular function: guanyl-nucleotide exchange factor activity. The coding region runs from base 356 to 2116 and encodes 586 amino acids. Gene Ontology annotation, biological process: Ras protein signal transduction; positive regulation of GTPase activity. Gene Ontology annotation, cellular component: plasma membrane.